AAAAUCAAUGUUCUGCAAUUAUCUCUGGUUGUUCGCAAAUUCGGCGAUAAAAGUAGAACACCGGUAUUAUCGACAUUGGACGCGAUGUGAAUCCUUCUCACACAGGGUCACCUAAGUCUGACCUGUAUGUGACGCCGACGCCGACGCCGACGCCGACGCGGCACGUUCCGAGGGGAAAUGAGAGAUUAAAUAGUAACAGUAUUCAAAAGUUUGAAACACGUUCAUUCAAGACUUAGCCGUUUUCUACUUGAACGUACAUAUAAGCUGCGAGGCCUCGUCGCGUGAGCAAAAUAGCAGGAUUCGUCGUUCAAUCGACGUUCCUUCUCCCUGAAGAAACAGUUCGAACGUGCAAGUUUUAGGUUUUAGGUUAUAGAGAGAGAGAGAGAGAGAGAGAGAGACUAGCGUUCAGCUCAAUGUAAACUAAUGUGAACGGCAAGGUGGAACGAUCAGUCAAUUCUGUCAGUUCGGAAACAUAGCAAGCCUUAUGUAUUGGAAUAGAACGACGGCCGGUGUUGUGCGCGAAGAAAUGCCGCUGAGUUCGAUAAGUCAUACCGCGAGUACGACUACCACCGACACAGUGGAGAGUGUAAACCCUGGUACGAGCACGCAGAUAACAUCAGCCUGCUGCACCGUCCUACCACCACCGCCUUAUCAUAAUAUUAAUUUGCCUCUCGGACAUCCCUCCACGUUGACCAAUGAACGUGGUGCACCGCCGUCAUAUGAGGAAGCGAUAGAUCCUAAUGAUGUGGUAAAUAUCCUCCUGAUGUCGCUUGCAGCUCCACCGCCGUCUUACGAUUCCCUGUUUGGUCGUAUGAGGGAAGCUCGCAAAGUCUCGAAAGGCAUAUUUGACUUUUUGAAGAAUAUCAUCUUCCUACUCCUGGGCACAAUCGGCUGUACCAUCAUUCUUGGAGUAACGAUAGUGGUGCCAAUUUGUAUGAUGGUCAUUGGGGGACUGUAUCUUUACGAUUGCCCACAGGGUGAAUACAUUCCCGUAUACUUGUUAGUGGGUGGUGGAUUCGGAGUAUUUAAACAAUUGUUACACUUGUCAGCUAGAGUGAGACAGCGUCAAGAAGAAAGAGACGAAGAAAGGAUAAGGCAAUCACCCACACAGACUCUGAUCAAUUGCUUUAUGCUUGGUUGGUUUAUUAUUGGCUCUAUGUGGGUAUACAAAGAAUACGAGCCAAAUUAUGAUCCAGCACUGGGAAAGUAUUGCAACAAGACGUUAUAUCUGUUCGCCUUCUGGCUGAUCACAUCGGUCUAUAUAUGCUUGGGUGUUGUAACAGCUGGCCUGUGCAGUAUCUCCGUAGCUAGUAUCGCAUUUCAGAGAUCGCCGCCGCAGGUCUGAAACAGUGCGGCCUCGUGUUCGUGUUCACUUCUCUGAAAUGGCAUGUCCUACACCCAGGACCAUCCGUAUUUAACAAAAGUCGAGAACACAUGCAGCUUACUACAUACUCAUACGAUAAAGAGAUACAUAGCUCAUGUUGUAUGCGUUAACGGAUAAUCAGAAGCGAAUGCCGUCUCGCGUUACGUGAUCCUCGAUUUCUCAUGGGAGCGUCAAAACUCCCUCUUGGUCGUUAAAUACGGAUCCAUUCUUUUAUACACCGAGUACGCCAAUAAUCGGAUCGAAAGUUUAAAUAUGGAGGCUAUCUCCACUUUGUACAUAGAGAUAUACGAAUGUACAUGUUGUAAACGUUUAAAAAUCUCAUUUUGGGAGCAACCGACGAAAGUCGCUCGCUGUGAGCGACCGCGACAUCGUCUUUUCGUCGAAACGAGUCGCUUUGGAGGAAAAAAAGAAGGGGGGAGGGGGCGGGCGCAAAAAUUUCGUCCACGUUUACGUACCUGAGAUGCUUAAACGACUAUUUCGGAAGAAAUCGUUGGCACGUUAAACGCACAUAGAGUAUUCGCGCGCGCGCGCGCGCGCGCACGCGAUACGAAUCUCAAACAGAAGAUUGUCUAAAGGACUUGACAUUCGCGCAAUGAGGCGCGGUUGUCCUCUUUUAAGUUAAUUCGAUAAUCAGACGACGCGACGGCGUCGCAACGCCAAGUAGAAUCGAUUCGAUUUUAUCGAGAGUUAUUAUAUUUCCCGGGGGAAAUUGUUGAAAAUAUGACACAUCAUCAACAUGUUAGUUCUCUCUCUCUCUCU
Messenger RNA from Harpegnathos saltator (Jerdon's jumping ant), 2143 nucleotides. RefSeq lists its product as uncharacterized. The record is from RefSeq and is a predicted model, not a curated record. Lineage: Eukaryota; Metazoa; Arthropoda; Insecta; Hymenoptera; Formicidae. The transcript is spliced from 4 exons. Bases 485 to 1345 code for a protein of 286 amino acids.